CUAAUAAAGGCCGGCCAAAGACCAACUCAUUAUCACUUACAUUUUCAUUGAUAAAGUUUUUUUUUUUUAAGUAAUAAUGUCAUUUGUUUGAGCAUCUAUGUGAUCCAAAUUUGCAUCAUUCUCCGUAUUAUAUGGGAUAAAACAGAACGUAAAAUGGAGAUCACAUUUAUUGCUAAUUUUUGUUCACAUGAAUGAGAUCAGCCAAGUGAUCUAAUAAAAGGCUCUCCAUUUCACCCACCGAAAAAAUUCAUAACUCUACUGAAAGAAAAAAGGCUUAUUCGCCAUGAAGUCUUCCGUUUCUUUUACCAUAAUCGUCGCAAUCAUUUUUAUCCAAGCCUUAACGCCGUUCACUGAAGUGUAUGCGGACCAUACCGUAUGGAUACAUAACAAGGUAACUGCUGGUACAUUUACUAAUGCUGCAACCGUCUUAGAAAAUAAAAAAGGGGACUUUUAUUGGCAUGGUGAUGUUGGUGCAAUUGACAUAGAGGGCGAUUGGGCUCACAGAGGUUAUUGCUUGAAUGUUCCUGAUAAUGUGAAAUCAUAUUGGCUUGCUUUUAGAGUUGCUGCGUCUACUGAAGAUGAUAAAUGGCGCGGCCCAUUCAAUAAUGAUGGGGAUAAAUGUUGGCACUUUCAUGGUACUAUAGAUUCUUGGAAUGUAUUCGAAUGUUAAACCAAUUUUAGCAAAAAUGUUACACGAUUUCUUUUUUUCAAUAAUUCAUUUUUAACGGAUCCUGAUCAUCAGAAUUUUAAGUUCUACUAAGUUAAUUUUAUAUAUAUACAAUAUAUUGUAAUCUUAACCUGUGUGACUAUUAUCUAUUUUACUAUAGUUUUCGCUCUACUUUUAGCUUU
Molecule: messenger RNA, 849 nt
Organism: Rhizophagus irregularis DAOM 181602=DAOM 197198
Lineage: Eukaryota; Fungi; Glomeromycota; Glomeromycetes; Glomerales; Glomeraceae
Source: RefSeq, a predicted model, not a curated record